UCUUCACACACAAACAGGAACACAAUCACACACACACACUCACAGACAGGGAGUCGGGUGGAUCAACGUCUCUUCACUUCCUCCACUUCCUUCUCUUCCUUCUCUUCCUUCUCUUCCUCUCUUCACGGAUCCUCUCGUGUGUUUCCGGGUCCUCGCCUACUGAGAACGAAGAGGAAUCUUUCGUGCGUGUUGAAUCUUUCGUGCGUGUUGACGUAUAGUUUAGAAUCCACGGACCCUGAGAUGACCUGAGGACCUGCUUUAACUGAACGUCAGGUGAUGAGCGCCGAGCGGCUGGAAGACGCCGCCAUGGAGGACGACAGCCGGCCGCUGCUGAGCUCGAGUCAGACGGGAGAGAGCUACUCACACAGAGGCUCCACAGACUCCCUGGACUUCAAGGCCAAAAGGCCGUUCCACGUGGAGCCCCGGAACAUCGUGGACGAGGACCCUCAGGAGAGAGUCUCUGCUGAAGCUGCCAUCCUGAACAGCAGAGUUCACUACUACGGCCGGCUGACGGGCUCGUCUGAUAGGCUGCUGAGUCCUCCGAACCAUGUGGUCCCCCGCACGGAGGAGAUCUACGUCUACAGUCCCCUGGGGACGGCCUUCAAGGUGACCUCCAGCGACUACUCGUCUAAAAACCCCAGCAUCAUCACCAUUUUUGCGAUAUGGAACACGAUGAUGGGAACGUCCAUCCUCAGCAUCCCCUGGGGCAUCAAGCAGGCCGGCUUCACGCUCGGGGUCCUCAUCCUCGUGUCUCUGGGUGUCCUGAUGCUCUACUGCUGUUACAUCGUCCUCAAGUCGCCAAAGUCAAUACCCUACAUAGACACGUCCGACUGGGAGUUCCCUGACGUCUGUCAUUACUACUUUGGAAAGUUCGGACAAUGGUCCAGCUUGGUUUUCUCCAUGGUGUCCCUCAUCGGAGCCAUGGUGGUUUACUGGGUCCUCAUGUCCAACUUCCUGUACAACACGGGACAGUUUAUCUACAAUUCUGCUCAUGGGGUCAACGCCACAGAUUCAGAGUUUGGAACCAACGGCUCAGAGAGAGUCAUCUGCCCGUACCCGAACACCGGCCCCGGGGGGAACGACACCCUCAGCCCGCUUUACCUCAGCGUCAGUGGGAAUGACACGUCGGACGUCUUUGGACACUGGUGGAGCAAAACCAACACGGUCCCCCUGUACCUCAUCGUCCUGCUGCUGCCGCUGCUCUGCUUCCGCUCGGCCUCCUUCUUCGCCAGGUUCACCUUCCUGGGCACCAUAUCAGUCGUCUACCUCCUCGUGCUGGUCACCAUUAAAACCUCCCGCAUCGGGUUCCACCUGGACUUCCACUGGUUUGACCCCAGCGAGUUCUACGUUCCAGAGUUCAGGUUGUUGUUCCCUCAGCUCACUGGCGUCCUCACUUUGGCCUUUUUCAUUCACAACUGUGUCAUCACAUUAAUGAAGAGCAACAAGAACCAAGAGAACAACGUGCGGGACCUGUCGGUGGCCUACCUCCUGGUCGGGCUCACCUACCUCUACGUGGGGGUGCUGAUCUUUGCUGCCUUUCCUUCACCUCCUCUCUCCAAAGAAUGCAUCGAAGCAAACUUCCUGGAUAACUACCCGAGCAGCGACGUCAUGGUGUUCGUGGCCCGGGGCUUCCUGCUCUUCCAGAUGAUCACGGUCUACCCCCUGCUGGGAUACCUGGUGCGGGUCCAGCUGAUGGGUCAGAUCUUUGGGAAUCAUUACCCCAGUUUCUUCCACGUUCUGGCUCUGAACAUCUUAAUCGUUGGAGCCGGUGUCCUCAUGGCCAAGUUUUAUCCCAACAUUGGAUCCAUCAUCCGGUUCUCUGGAGCUACAUGCGGCCUGGCCCUGGUGUUCGUCUUCCCGGCGCUGGUCCACAUGAUCUCUCUGAAGCGCCAGGGGGCGCUCCGCUGGCCCUCAGCCCUGUUCCACAGCUUCCUGAUCCUGCUGGGUCUGUCCAACCUGCUGGCUCAGUUCUUCAUGUAGCCGCCGCCGGGAGGGAGGAAUCUCUGGACUCACAUGUUCUGGUGCUCGGAGCGUUGGGAGCUCCCAGCUGCCAAACAGCCGCCUCCAGCCAAUCAGAGGCUGUGGUUUCAGACUCAAUCUCUCCGGCUGUAACUGAAGCUUGUUUGUGAAUCAGAGGGAAACAGGACUCCAGUGAUUUGGUUUGAUCAAGUUAUCUUUUUAUCUUCUUCAUGCUCUUUAGCUGCUGGUUUUUCUAUGAGCUAAUCUUCCUCAGAGAUAAUUUCUGUCAUGUUGCGGUUGAUUGUUCCUGAACUGAUCCCAGACUCACCGACUCACCGACUCACCGUGUGACAGACGUGCUUCAUACCACAUCAGGACCGUGUUGAGAGGGAAACACCACCGGGCAGUUUCUUUUAAACUGGUGAUAAACCUGUUUUUUAACUUGAGUCAAACUAAAUCAGAGAGGAGCUUUGAUUCGACCACACCGAUUUUAAAGAUGCUGUUGUUGAUACGUUUUAUAAUAAAAAUAUGACAGCUCAUCACUGUUAAAGACGAAAGAGAAUCAUGAGCACAGACAUCAUGAGAGAUCACAUCCCUGGAAACAUUCAAACGGUUGGUAACAAGUUUGACAUGUGAUGGAAUCACUGCAGGUUUAAUUAGUUACGUGUGAUUUUACCCUCGUGUGGAGUUGCGUCACCAGGGAGUUGUGUUACUAACCAUGUUUGUGCGUGUGCAGGACGGACGUGUCAGCUCUUUGUUUUUUUAAAGAAACUUUUGGCACUAGCUUUUUAAUUGUUAUUAGCUGCGUUGAUGGACAUGUUUACAUGAUGUGUUCUGUGUGUUGUAUGUUCUCAAUGGAAGGGAUGACAAAGGGAAAAUAAAACCAUAUUAGUUCACAACAA
Messenger RNA from Platichthys flesus (European flounder), 2861 nucleotides. It is a transcript of the gene slc38a9, whose product is annotated as solute carrier family 38 member 9. The coding region runs from base 277 to 1980 and encodes 567 amino acids. The transcript is spliced from 15 exons. Gene Ontology annotation, molecular function: amino acid transmembrane transporter activity. The record is from RefSeq and is a predicted model, not a curated record. Gene Ontology annotation, biological process: amino acid transmembrane transport. NCBI's taxonomy places the organism in Eukaryota, Metazoa, Chordata, Actinopteri, Pleuronectiformes, Pleuronectidae.